UGUGAUCAAUUAGAGCUAGAACUCUCCGAAAACUUUGAACGAAAUGUAACUCCGGAUAGCUCGAGACGAAUCAAAUCACGGUCGCCGUUUCGUGCAAACAAAAACGCAAAUGUUCAUCCGCCUCGCCGCUCCGCGAACUCCCAGAGUCUGAUUUUUUUCUUCCCGCUUCUAACAGGCUCUCAGACCUUCAUCAGUCAAAAUGCCUCAACAGAAGGAUAUUGUAAAGAUCGCCAUCCAGAUGCCAGGGGCGUACCCGCAGCUCAUUCAGCUGGACCAGAAAAAGCCCCUCACUUCCGUCAUAAAAGAGGUUUGUGAUAAGUGGAAUCUUCCGGGCCCUGAAAACUAUGCUAUCCAGUAUGCAGAUGGGAUCCAGACGUACAUCACUGAAUCUAACCGCCUGGACAUCAAAAACGGCAGCAUCCUGCGCUUAACCAAAGCACCAGGCCGCUGUGCUGAGGAUCUGUAUAAAGGCAUUCAGAGCUCAGACGCCAAUGUUCGCUGUGACUCACUGAAGCUCCUGGCCUCAGUUUCCACCGACAUCACGUUUGCACAAGAGUUUAUCAGUCGCGAUGGACACUCCCUGUUGGUCAAGAUAGUAGAGGACGCUCAGGAGUCUCCUGUGAUCAUGACACACACACUCACUGCUUUCAUGGAGCUCAUGGACCAUGGCAUUGUGUCCUGGGAGAAUCUGUCCAGUGUUUUUAUCAAAAAGAUGGCCAGUUUUGUGAAUGCGAAGGUUCUGGACACAUCCAUCCAGCAGGUGUCGCUGGCUAUCCUGGAGAGCAUGGUCCUCAGCAGCAGCAGUCUGUUCACAGAGGUCAAGCAGGAGAUCACGCUGGAGAGGCUCCUCUCACAUCUGCAGGUAACAAACCAGCAGCUGCAGACGAAGGCCAUGGCUCUGCUGAUGGCGUUGCUGCAGGCUGGAGGAGAAGCAGACCGACAGGAGCUCUUUGAAUUUCUUGAGAAGAGGAACCUGCGCCAGUACAUUCACAAGAACAUCAUCCACAGCUCCAGUUCAGUAGGAGAUGAAAUGGCCCAUUACCUGUAUGUGCUGCAGACAGUCAGGCUGAACCACCUGGAGCCCCGCAUGAGGACUCCUCUGGACUCCUACAGCCAGGAGCAGAGGGAUAUGCUGCACGGGCUGCGUCAGGCCGCAUUCGAGACUGAGAGUGAGAGUGGACUGAGCAAUGAACGCAGGCGCUCGCUCUGUGCUAAAGAGUUCAAGAAGCUCGGCUUUUCAAAUAACAGUAAUCCUGGUCAGGAUCUGAGCCGGUGUCCUCCAGGUCUACUGGCGUUGGACACAAUGGCAUAUUUUGCCUCCCGUUAUCCUGACGCAUACAGCCGGUUUGUGCUGGAGAACAGCAGCAGAGAAGACAAACACGAGUGUCCGUUCGCCCGCAGCAGUAUCCAGCUCACACUCAUUCUGUGCGAGAUCUUGCGCAUCGGAGAACCUCCCUCUGAGACGGGUUCAGACUAUCACCCGAUCUUCUUCGCUCAGGACCGUCUGGUGGAGGAGCUGUUCUGCAUCUGCAUUCAGCUGCUCAACAAGACUUGGAAGGAGAUGAGAGCCACGCAGGAGGACUUCGAUAAGGUGAUGCAGGUUGUGCGUGAGCAGAUCACCAGGACCCUAGCAAGCAAACCCACGUCUCUGGAGCUCUUCAAGAAUAAAGUGAACGCGCUGAACUACAGUGAGAUCCUCAAACUCCGACAGACAGAGAGACUCCACCAGGAGGAGACGCUUGCUCCACCUGUGCUAGAGCUGAAGGAGCGUCUGAAGCCGGAGCUUCUGGAGCUAAUCAGACAGCAGAGACUGAACCGUCUGUGUCACGGAACGCUCUUCAGGAAGAUCAGCAGCCGCCGGAGACAAGACAAGCUGUGGUACUGUCGACUUUCUCCUAACCACAAAGUGCUGCACUACGGAGAUGUUGAGGAGGAGACGGAGACGCCCUCCAUCGAGGCUCUUCAGGAUAAGAUUCCUGUGGCAGACAUUAAGAAUGUGGUGACUGGAAAAGACUGUCCUCACAUGAAGGAGAACAAGGGAAAACAAACUAAGGAGGUACUGGACUUGGCUUUCAGCAUCACGUAUGACGUUGAGGAGUACAGCCUGAAUUUCAUCGCCUCGUCCAGAACAGACUUCUGCCUGUGGACGGAUGGACUCAGUGUGCUUCUGGGUAAAGAAAUGAGCAGUGAAAGCAUGCGCAGUGAACUGGAGAUUCUCCUCUCGAUGGAAAUCAAGCUCCGUCUUUUGGAUUUAGAAAACGUCCCGAUCCCAGACGCAGCGCCGCCCAUCCCGAAACCCCCCAGCAACUUCAACUUCUGCUACGACUUCAGUCAGACCGAACAGUAA
Danio aesculapii is the source of this 2347-nucleotide messenger RNA. It is a transcript of the gene elmo3, whose product is annotated as engulfment and cell motility 3. Gene Ontology annotation, biological process: cell motility; actin filament organization. The record is from RefSeq and is a predicted model, not a curated record. NCBI's taxonomy places the organism in Eukaryota, Metazoa, Chordata, Actinopteri, Cypriniformes, Danionidae.